GACAUUUCACUUAUUAUUGCAUGUAACGUCAAUAAGCGAAAGUCAAGAGCGGAAAAGUUUACCAAAUUGCCGAUUUUGGUAAAAAUCUAACAACUGUGGCAACCGCGGUCGUGUCGUUGCAUUCCGAUUGUGUGCAUUUGUAAUUGAAGAAGAUUUAAUGAAUGAAUAAAGUUUUCAAUUGAAGUUUAUUAAUGAAAAUAUAAAAGAGUGUUGAAGAAGAAAUCAAUUUGUUAAACAAAAAUUGCCGGUCAACAAUACUCAAUCUCAUCCGUGUGUGUGUGAAAUUUGUUUAAAAAUGAUUUUAAGAUUUCUAAUAUUCAAUGCAUUGUUGGCAUUGUGUGCUGCGACGGGCACCGCACCCCUCUUUGCUCCGCUUGUGCCCUUCGAAAGUCAACAUUAUUUUUCGCUGGUCAAUAAAGUCACGAUUAAAGAGAUGACACAUGCUUCCAGCGAAGAGACCAGUUACACAUUCAAAACAUUACUCAAAGUCAAUUCCGUGUGGAGCAAGGAUAAGGAUCAGCUGCUACAAUUGUACUUCACCGAAAAUCAAGUCUCCACCACGGACAAAAAGGGCCGGGAGAAAAUCCAACAAAUUCAUAAAAUACCUGACAGGCCAUUCUAUAUUGGUUUUGAAGGUCAUGGUCCGACCAAGGUACUUGCUCACUCCUACAAGGAUCAAUCUUUGUUGAAUUUGGAAAAGGGUAUUGCAUCGUUGCUGCAGUUGCAAUACAAAGUCGGACCCAUGGUUGAGGUUGAUUCAUCCGGUAUGUGUAAUGUUUUCUAUAAUGCCUCGUCCACCAGGCGAGUGGAGAAGAAGAAAAUCGAUUGUUCCGGUUGGGAUUUGAAAAUGGCCUAUCGUUCUGAGAGGGCGUUGGAUAUUUCCAGAUUAUCCUCGGAAAAAGUUGAUUUCGAUAUUUCUCCUGAAGGUGCCUUGUUGCAGGCCCAUUCUGUGGAGGUUCAUAAACUAUACUUAACUGCUCAACCAGAAAUUGGUACAUUGAUUGAAUCGGUUACCACCCUCAAACAUGUUGAAGAAUCUUCCGAACACUUGGAACAGUUACAAUUUGAAAGUCUCAGUGAGGCUGUAGAAAGUUUAUUGGACUGGUAUCGGGACUUUGGCAUAGAAUCGGAUGUUGAUGGUGCCAUAUCUGAGUUUGGACCUGUAACGCUUAAAAAUGAAAUAAAGAAACAUGCCCAACAACUUUCGAACAAACAGAUUGGCCACAAAGAACUAGCCGAAGCCUUUGCCCGUUUGGUGCCGUUGGCUCGUAUUACCCACCACGAUGAAUUUGUGGAGAUUUUACAAAACCACAAAGAUCUCCAUCCACAACUGGUGGAUCUAUUGGGUGCUACUCAAACCUUUGAGGCCCACAAGGCCAUUAAUAGUACGUUCAAAUAUAACAGCUUGGGAGAUUUCGAUUUGCUGGAGAAAUAUCUUCAGUCCUUGGCUGUGGGCACUCAUCCGGAGCUGGAAAUUGUUCAAGAUCUUUUUGAGAUUGCCAAGUCCAUGGAUGAUUCACCGCUCUUCAAGAAAAUCAAAAGUACCGUCGUACAAUGUAUGUCCUCGCUGGCCCAUCACUUUGAACGUGAAGUAAUUGAAAUCGAUAUUCGUGGUUAUUUGACACAACAAUUGAAAAAGGAUUGUGGCAAGGAUAUCGAUUGUAAACUACUUAUGAUUCGUGGCUUACAGAAUGUACUGGAUCAAAAGUCAAUAGAACCCUUAAUGGGUUAUGCAUUUUUGGCCGAAGAUAAACUGGCUGUUGCUGCCAUGCAGGCUUUGCGUCGUUUCUCGGUUAUGCAUUUCCAUGAACCCCAUCGCUUGGCCUUUACUUUAAUUUUCUUUCAAAAUCGUAAGAAGUACCCCACAUCGGCGAGGACCAUUGCCUUGGAUAUUCUGCUGGAUAUGCGUCCAACCAAAGAACAAUUGGGUCAUAUCUUGGAUUAUUUAGCCUCAAAUGAUCAUCAUUUUGAAAUCAAAACCUAUGUUAUACAAAAGCUGAGGACCUAUGCUGAAAUACAUCCUAAAUUUAAGGCUCUGCUGCAAAUGUGCCUCAACGAGAGGCCACACAUUAAUAACUAUCAUAUUUUGGGACAGAAGGGUUUCACUUCCGUCCUGGCAAGACCUUUAUCUUCCUCGCCGGCCUUCAAUGAAACACUUUUGAGUGUACAAGAAGUUCACAAGGGAGUGCUGAGACGAGGUUCGGUAGAAUUAUUACUGACCGCAGGCGAAUGGGCAGCCAGCACUUUUAAGUUGGGCAUCUUCACCAACGGUUUGGAGUCAUUUAUGGGUGGUAACAAUGAGGUGGAUGGUGAACUGGAAGAUGACGAUGAAGAGGAGAAAGAGUAUGAUCCAAUUUCUGCUGGCAUGGAAAUUUCGGUCAAUGGUAUUCUACAUCGCCCCUUAAUUUUCUUUACGGGCAAAGCGGAAUUAAUGAGCCACAUUUGGAGCGGUACUGUCUCCGAACCAACACCAGCUUUCCAGGGUACAAUGUUGGGACAUGAUCAUGAACAUUAUUUGUUGUUGACCUCAGGUGCCACGGCCCAUUUUACUGUGAUUGGUGCCAGAUCGGUGGAUUUGAAUGGAAAAGCUGGCUUUAGUCUUUGGAAUCGCAAUGCCAAUACGGAAAUCAAACAAGAAACUGGCAAUGCUGUUUUCGGCAAGGUCAAAGUUGGAUUCACCUAUGCCACUGUCACCCAUGAAUUUGUGUAUUCCUAUGAGCCCAAAAUUGUGCUGCAGGCCCACAUUGAUUUCUAUGAUGAGCUGAAAUUGUGUAUGCGUUUGCAGCGUCCAGAAAUGUUUAUAAAUGUUAAAAACACCAAAUCUGCAGCGCUACAUUCCACUUUCGACUACGUGAAAACCGUUCACAAGAAUUAUUCACAAAAAAUACCCGGCUACACAAUUGCACUGAAUCAAAAGAACAAUAAUAUGUGUAACAUGGUUGCCAAAGAUUUACAACAUUAAGGAAAGAUAACUAAACUGAUGUUCCUAAGUUUCAUUAGGAUAUAUAUUCGCACUCGCACACAAAAACCCAGCAUUUCUACACAUAUCCCAUUGCUCUACCUCGAUGAAUGAACAAAUUGAAUUUGGGAAAGAUAAUUCCUCCGGUUCAUGUUUAAAUGUUUUCAAAGAAAAAAAGGAUUGUUUAUUUUUUCGUUAAAAUUUUUUUCUACUACGAACAAAAGACUCAUUUAUUUUUUAUAUAGAUUUUGUGUAAUUAUAUAUAUAUGUAUGUAUAGAACAAAGCUAAGCUUAAUAAUCUUUAUAAAAUACUCAAUAAAA
This is a messenger RNA of Musca domestica (house fly), 3280 nucleotides long. RefSeq names its product microsomal triacylglycerol transfer protein (gene Mtp). Gene Ontology annotation, biological process: lipoprotein metabolic process; lipid transport. Bases 296 to 2962 code for a protein of 888 amino acids. The record is from RefSeq and is a predicted model, not a curated record. Gene Ontology annotation, cellular component: Golgi apparatus; endoplasmic reticulum; basolateral plasma membrane. Lineage: Eukaryota; Metazoa; Arthropoda; Insecta; Diptera; Muscidae. The transcript is spliced from 8 exons. Gene Ontology annotation, molecular function: lipid binding.